AUUAAUUCAUGUAUUCUUUUAACCACUCAAAACUCCAAAGAGAUUCAAGUUUUAUCCAAAAAUAUUUGUGGAGCCUAUAUUGCUAAAAAGGUUAGAACAAUCGGUGAAUAAAUAUGGCAGAGAAGGUGGAGGUGACCACGAUGCCCAAGUCUUCUCUUUUAGGAAAGCUUGAGGUAGAAGUUGAGAUCAAAGCUCCCGCGGCGAUAUUCUACCACAUCUAUGCUGGAAGACCACACCAUGUUGCUAAAGCCACUCCUCGCAACGUGCAAUCAUGUGAUCUCCAUGAUGGGGAAUGGGGCACCGUAGGCAGCAUCGUCUAUUGGAACUACGUUCAUGAGGGACAAGCAAAGGUUGCAAAAGAGAGGAUUGAAUUAGUAGAGCCAGAGAAGAAACUGAUCAAGUUUAGGGUCAUUGAAGGAGAUGUUAUGGCUGAGUACAAGAGUUUCUUGAUCACGAUUCAGGUGACCCCGAAGGAAGGAGGGACUGGAAGUGUUGUGAAAUGGCACAUUGAGUAUGAGAAGAUUGAUGAGAACGUGCCUCACCCUGAGAAUCUUCUCCCUUUCUUCGCCGAGAUGACCAAAGAGAUUGACGAACACCUCUUAUCCGAGGAAUGAAAACAUACUCUUGGAAAUCUCCAACGAUAUACAAUUAUAGCCGUUCCUCAGGAUUCUACGCAGUGAAGAUAUUGAAGGUGUCCAUCAAGAGUAUGGAGAAAGAGAAGGAGGUGUCGUCUGUCGUGGAUAUAAUAAGAUCAGAAGGAAUUGUUCGUGGUAGAAUCGUCUAUAUCACAGUUUCAUGAUUUGCGAUUAAUAAUAAAUCUAGACAGCAAAAAUAAAAGACAUAGAGGAGAAUGCAUUUGGUUGAGUAAUUGUUGGCGUUGGCUGUAAGUGG
Molecule: messenger RNA, 891 nt
Organism: Arabidopsis thaliana (thale cress)
Lineage: Eukaryota; Viridiplantae; Streptophyta; Magnoliopsida; Brassicales; Brassicaceae
Product: Polyketide cyclase/dehydrase and lipid transport superfamily protein
Exons: 3
Coding region: 114-614 (166 amino acids)
Biological process (GO): defense response
Source: RefSeq, marked reviewed